UGUCAGCAGUACCCUUGAUGCAAACGUUUGGCUGAUUGUUAGCGUUGUUUUUAUGCAUAAAUCCUGAGGAUAUGACUGAAAAUGAAGACGAAGUCACUACAUUUUGUGAUUCUACGGCAUCGUUGGUGGAAGGAUGUCGAUUACCAGUUCGAAUGCAAGGCGGGGACGAUUGGCCCCUAGCUGAAAUAAUAAGUAUUAAGGAAAUUCAUGGACAAAGAGGAUACUAUGUACAUUAUGUAGACUUUAAUAAAAGAUUGGACGAGUGGGUGGAGGAAUCAUGGCUCGACACAAGGAAGGUUCAAUUUCCGAGGAGAGAUGGCGCUCCCACCGGUGGCACUACAACUCCAAAGAAGACACAUAUAGGAUCUGGAGGUGGCGUGAUGCCUAGUUUUAUUAAUGACAAUGUCUGCAACGAACCACAGAAGUCACAUAGCACUAGAGAAACCCAUCAAAUCCCACCAAAAUUAGCAGAGAAAAGUCAUACUAACACUGCACUCAAUGGCUCCUCACAAAAACUUGCACCUGCUGCUCCAACGGGAGAGCCUCGUCAGCUCAUCUCCAGACCGGCCAGCCCAACUCUCGGCCAGGACUCCUCAUCGCUGGUCAAUGGUGGUGCUGUAUUGGCUGCGGCGCUGCAGAAAAAGAUGAACAGGAAACGGAAAGCUAAUUCGUUAGAGAAUGACGUUACUACAGAAGCGAGUGACUCGUUAGACGGUGGUGAGCCUACACUGAGCGGCACAGCCACGCCCACGACGCGCCCACGCCAAUCAGGCAGUAUGCUCGCGCACGGGCACGACGACGUGGUAACACGCAUGAAGAACAUCGAGAUGAUUGAGCUGGGUCGAAACAGGAUCCGGCCCUGGUACUUCGCGCCCUACCCGCAGGAAAUGGUGAAUUUACCUUGUAUUUACAUUUGUGAAUUCUGCUUGAAAUAUAGGAAGAGUAAAAAGUGUUUAGAACGUCACUUAAUAAAAUGUAAACUAAAACAUCCACCCGGAAACGAAAUAUACAGAAAAGGAAGCAUAUCAUUCUUUGAAAUAGACGGCAGGAAAAACAAAACGUACGCACAAAAUCUAUGUUUAUUGGCGAAACUGUUCCUUGACCACAAGACAUUGUACUACGACACGGAUCCCUUUCUGUUUUAUGUUAUGACAGAUUUUGAUACGAGAGGUUUUCACAUAGUAGGGUACUUUUCAAAGGAAAAAGAGAGCACAGAAGAUUACAAUGUCGCUUGUAUAUUGACUUUACCGCCGUAUCAGAGGAAAGGUUACGGAACCUUACUAAUAGAAUUUAGUUAUGAAUUAUCAAAGUUUGAAGGUAAAACAGGUUCUCCGGAAAAACCCCUGUCUGAUCUUGGUCUAUUAUCGUACAGGAGUUAUUGGGCCCAGACUAUACUCGAUAUAUUGAUAAGCAUCAAGCCGAUUGGUGAAAAUGAGAAACCAGUCAUUACUAUAAAUGAAAUAUGUGAAUUGACUAGCAUAAAGAAGGAGGAUGUUAUCAGCACACUGCAAAAUUUAAAUCUAAUUAAUUAUUACAAGGGUCAAUAUAUAAUAUCAGUUAAUCAGAAUUUAUUUCAGGAAACAAUACAGCAACAUCAAAAAGCGAUGGAGAAGAAAUUGUUAAGGAUAGACCCGAAAUGCUUGCAUUGGACGCCCAAAGAUUGGUCGAAGCGAGCCAAGUGUGUUUGAAGUUACGACAGCGAGUAUAUCGGGCUUCGUACACGUGAGAAAUCCGCGCGAACACAUUAUGAACCGAAGCUACGUUCUCUGGAAAUUGUACCUACAAUUUAUUGUAUUAUAUUUUUAUUGUGAUAUUAAAUAAAUAUGUUCGUUUAAGUAA
Molecule: messenger RNA, 1839 nt
Organism: Colias croceus (clouded yellow)
Lineage: Eukaryota; Metazoa; Arthropoda; Insecta; Lepidoptera; Pieridae
Gene: Tip60
Product: histone acetyltransferase Tip60
Exons: 14
Coding region: 72-1688 (538 amino acids)
Biological process (GO): regulation of DNA-templated transcription
Molecular function (GO): histone acetyltransferase activity
Source: RefSeq, a predicted model, not a curated record